AUGGAGUCAAGAGGUGAUACGAUUCUGCAUAAUCCUACAUGCUAUCUUGGAAUUUCAACCUUGGAUGUGGGUUUCACUGAUAUCGUCAAAAAAGCGUUAAUUGCAAAACUUGAAGAACUGGGAAAUUGCUACGGCAAAAAUGUAAACCUCGCGCUGGAUGAGGUUGCAAUUAAACCAGACAAAUCUUACAUGAAAAAUGUCUACAAAUUAAUAGGUCAUGUCGACAUGGCCGGCAUUGUCGUACCUAAAGACAACCAAAAACUUGCAAACAAAUUACUAACUUUUGCCAUAAAUGGACUGGCCAAUCCAUUUUGUAUCGUCGUUGGGUAUUUCCUAGUCAAUAAAAUGUCCGCAGACGAACUGUGCAAGUUGACUUUACACAUUAUUGAACAAGUAAACGAUCCCGAAAGGAAGCUUUUUCUCAGUUUUGAUUCUUCGCAUAUUAUAAAAAAUUUGCGAAAUCAAUUCAGAGAUCGACCUUUACAAAGAAAUGGAAAAGCCCUUAUGUUUGAUUUCGUGAAAAGGUUGCACAACAAACAAAAAAAAUUCAUCCUAAAAAUGCUAGAAGCUCUACGUCGAAGACAAGUUUCUGGCUUCAUGGGCUCGGAAGAAACCAUUGCGUUUAUGUUGAAAAUUAUUAAAUGGUUUGAAAUUCAUGAUAUAAGCGACUUAACGCAAGCUACAUUUAAACGACUUCCAAAUAAAGCCUUCUUUCGUUCUAGUGGUGACGAAAGAAUAAAGUGGUUGGAAAACUAUGUAACAUGGCUAAACGAUUGCAAAAAUUCGGUCACUGACAAAGGAAACUUUCUAACCGCCGAGACGUUUGAAGCCAUAACCAUCACUACAAAAUCAACAAUAGCCAAAAUUUUGUUUUUACUAGAUACUGCCGAAUUUAAAUACGUGUUAACUCGAAAAUUCAACAGCGACAACCUGAUGUACCUGAUGUAAGCUAAUGGCGGAAACUAUAGCAUGGACGCUAAGGCAGCUAUUUACGGGAUGGAAAUACUGCUGUGCACAGGAAUAACCUACAGCGCAAUUAACUGCAACGUUCCACUCUUACGAGAAAAGCAACAAAGAAAAAAAGAAAGUUUCUUACGUUCAACAACCGAGCAUAUUCCGAAAAAGAGAGCUCUCGAUGUUCUUUUGACUCUUGGCAAAGAAUAUCUUGCCGUGUUGGAUGAACUAAAAAAGCCACCAGAUUACAAUACUGACACUGACUGCGCCGCAAAAUUAUCAACGGCAGUGACCUGCGGAUUUCUUCUUUUAGUUCUAGAUGAACGAGAGAUUUGUGUGGAGUGUAAAGAAGGUUUAGGACAUAGCGAAUUUCACGAUCCGCAAUCCACCGCAGUCAACACCUUAAAUUCCUGUCUAGAUCGCGGCGGAUUAAAUUUUCCUUCUAAGGAAUUUGUGGAAAGAAUGUGGACGAUCCAUAGAUUUGUGGAAAUGUUCUUGCACAAGGCACACAACACAAGAAAAAUUCGUGAAGACACUGUAAAUUUUCUUGCACAGCACAUAGCUGCUUGUUCGACCUUCUGCUGCAGCCGUGGAAAGGAAUUGCCACCUGAAAACAAACAUAAUGAACGUCUUGUACUAUUAAUUCUAUUGAAGUUUAUAAAUCCAAUGAUUAAUGGUUACGCAAGCAAACAAACAGAUUUGCAGGCCAAUGCACCAACUGUUGGUAACAACAAGAUUGCCAAUCGUAAAUACAACACACAUUCCAAAUGA
Messenger RNA from Daphnia magna, 1725 nucleotides. RefSeq lists its product as uncharacterized. The record is from RefSeq and is a predicted model, not a curated record. Lineage: Eukaryota; Metazoa; Arthropoda; Branchiopoda; Diplostraca; Daphniidae.